Molecule: messenger RNA, 1678 nt
Organism: Trifolium pratense (red clover)
Lineage: Eukaryota; Viridiplantae; Streptophyta; Magnoliopsida; Fabales; Fabaceae
Product: IAA-amino acid hydrolase ILR1-like 4
Exons: 5
Coding region: 140-1537 (465 amino acids)
Biological process (GO): auxin metabolic process
Cellular component (GO): endoplasmic reticulum
Molecular function (GO): IAA-Ala conjugate hydrolase activity
Source: RefSeq, a predicted model, not a curated record
GUUUAAAAUAUGAUUAAAAGAAAUAAAAGAAAAAAAAGUCAAAUUAUUGCCACCAAAUUACCCAGUGGCGACAAAUUCCUUUUUCUCAUAAACUCCACACCAUCAGAACCUUAUAAUAAGAGAAAAAUCUAAGCAUCUUAUGGUUGCAUCUAAUAAUCAAACACAUUAUUUCAAAAAAAACUUAAUUUUGAAAUAUCCAUUCAUGACUUUCUUCAAAUGGCUCAACUUGUUCAUCAUUUUUAGUUCCAUUUUAUUUGCAACACCCAUUUUCUCAGAUUCCACCUCAUCCUUUACUUCAAAUGCAAUCCCUAAGUUUCUUGAUUUAGCCAAAGAGCCUAAAGUUUUUGAUUGGAUGGUUGAUAUCAGAAGAAAGAUUCAUGAGAAUCCUGAAUUGGGUUAUGAGGAAUUUGAAACAAGUGAGCUUAUAAGAACAAAAUUGGAUCAAUUGGGUAUCUCAUAUAAACAUCCAGUUGCAGUUACAGGUGUUAUUGGUUACAUAGGAACUGGUCUUCCUCCUUUUGUUGCUCUUAGAGCUGACAUGGAUGCUCUUCCUAUGCAGGAAUUGUUGGAGUGGGAGCAUAAGAGUAAAGUACCUGGAAAGAUGCAUGCAUGUGGUCAUGAUGCUCAUGUUGCUAUGCUUCUUGGUGCUGCUAAGAUCCUCAAGGAGCAUGAAAAAGAUUUACAAGGAACUGUCGUUCUUGUUUUUCAACCAGCAGAAGAAGGAGGUUGUGGGGCUAAGAAAAUUUUAGAUGCUGGAGUCUUAGAAAACGUCUCUGCCAUAUUUGGAUUGCAUGUCCUACAUAACAUACCUUUAGGUGAAGUGGCAUCUAGGUCUGGUCCUAUAUUUGCAGGAAAUGGCUUCUUUGAAGCAACAAUAAGCGGCAGGGGAGGUCAUGCAGCCCUUCCUCAACAUUCUAUAGACCCCAUAUUGGCAGUUUCCAAUGUGAUUGUUAGCUUACAACAAAUUAUUUCUCGUGAGAUUGAUCCACUCGACUCCCAGGUUGUGACAGUAGCAAAGAUUAGAGGAGGUGGUGCAUUCAAUGUUAUUCCAGACUCUGUCACAAUUGGUGGCACUUUUCGAGCUUUUUCGAAGGAAAGCUUCAUGCAACUGAGACAUCGCAUUGAACAGGUUAUCACUGGACAAGCUGCUGUGCAGAGAUGCAAUGCAACAGUCAACUUCUUUGAUGAAGAGAAGCCUAUAUUCCCUCCAACUGUAAACGAUGGUGGUUUGCAUGACUAUUUUCAAACUGUCGCCAAGAGUUUGCUCGGCGCUGAUAAAGUUAAAGGCAUGCAACCAAUGAUGGGAGGAGAAGACUUUGCAUUCUAUCAAGAAGCUUUGCCUGGAUACAUCUUCCUCCUUGGAAUGGAAGAGGUCUCAGUUGAACGUCUUCCAUCGGGACACUCGCCCUAUUUUAAAGUAAAUGAAGAUGCACUUCCUUAUGGUGCUGCACUUCACGCGUCGUUAGCUUCUAGGUAUCUUGUUAAACUUCAUCAGGAGGUACCGGUAGUAGAGGGGAAAUAUCAUGAUGAAUUAUAGCAAACAUUAUUAUUAAUAUUAUUCAAAAAGGCGAUAUCAUUGGUGCAACCAAGACGUAGUUGGGCAUUCGGGUUGGACAUAUUUAUUGUAGAUAAAUUUGCCAUUUAAACUAUAAUAAUUCCACAGCCCUUUGUGUUAGAA